This is a messenger RNA of Ectocarpus sp. CCAP 1310/34, 398 nucleotides long. Lineage: Eukaryota; Phaeophyceae; Ectocarpales; Ectocarpaceae. The record is from the annotation of a GenBank genome assembly.
AUGGCCCAGAAACUGCUGGCAAGGGGGCGCCCGGCGGACAGCAAGUGGGCAAUCCAUCAAACGUCUACUGCUCACUGUGUCUCAACUGCUGCGCCAGUCUACCCGGAAAUGCUUGUCACGCACCUACUUUGAUGGAACCGAACUUCAUGACCAUGACGUGCGCAAGGCUCUGGCCAAACAUACUGAGUGUCAGUCGGACGAUGCUAUUGAGCCCUCGAUUGCGGCCGCCACGGUGUGUCGCAUGGUAGCCAUGGGGACUGAGACCACUACUGCUGUAGAUCGGAUGGACGCUUGUUCAUGAAAGUUGCCUCGAGCCGUUUGUCGAAAUCCCGAGUGCUGAACGUAUUUUUUGCGACUCUGCCGGUGUGUUCAAGAAGGAUCUGGUUGCUGUCAUUAGC